AUGUCCGACACAAACAAUAUCUCGGCGGCGGAGGCCGUUGCAAAAGCUGCCAAAGAAGCAUUCGAGGCAUCGCAACUCAUCCCGGCCGAGGAGAGGGUGAAAGCCCUUUAUGAGAUCCGCAAGGAGCUGGAGGGGGCCAAAAAAGAGAUUUUAGCAGCAAACAGGAGAGAUCUUGAGGCUGCUCAACUGGAGGUUGAUGCAGAUCGGAUGUCGAGUUCUAUGCUGAAAAGGCUGGACCUCGGUAAAGAUGACAAGUGGGAUUCUAUGUUGCAAGGUGUUACCGAUGUUGCAGGACUACCGGAUCCUAACGGCGUGGUGACCUAUGCAAAUGAGCUCGACGACGAACUCGAGCUGUACCGGGUUUCCUGUCCGAUCGGGGUGCUAUUGGUCAUCUUCGAAGCGCGUCCCGAAGUUGUUAUCAACAUUGCUGCUCUGGCUAUCAAGUCAGGGAACGCUGCCAUUCUGAAAGGAGGUCAUGAGUCAAACCAGACCAGCCAGCUUCUCUCGAAGGCCAUACAGACUGCCCUAUCACGAACGUCUAUUCCGAGCUCGUAUAUCCAAACUAUCCAGACACGGGCAGAAGUCUCUGCGCUGCUUUCUCUAGACCAGUACAUUGACCUGGUGAUCCCGCGCGGGAGCAACAGCCUAGUACGAAGCAUCAAAAACAAUACAAGGAUUCCUGUGAUGGGCCAUGCCGAUGGCUUGUGCAGUGUCUACCUGGAUGAGGCGGCGGACCUCGACAAAGCAGUGAGAAUUGUGCUUGACUCGAAGACUAACUAUCCGGCCGCCUGCAAUGCAGUAGAAACUCUCAUUGUUCAUGAAAGCUUGUUGUCGACAGUCUGGCCUGCGGUCGCUAAGGCUCUCCUCGCCGCGGAUGUCCAGCUUCUCUGUGACGCACCGACACUGUCUGCCCUUUCCUCUCUCUCUCCCGCUCCGGCCAAUUUCAGCACACACGUACACCCGUCAACGCCCGAUGCAUAUACCAUCGAACAUCUCAACCUCACGUUGUCCGUGAUUGCUAUGCCCUCGCUCGCAGAGGCUAUCCGCUUCAUUAACGCGCAUUCAUCGCAUCACACCGAUAGCAUCGUCACCGAGGAUCCCGCAGCAGCGUCUAUGUUCUGCCGCGGCGUAGAUUCAGCGGGAACGUUCGUUAACGUCAGCACGCGCUUCGCAGACGGAUUCCGUUAUGGGUUUGGCACGGAAGUUGGCAUCAGCACAGGAAGAAUACACGCGCGAGGGCCAGUCGGGCUCGAAGGGCUUGUAACGUACAAAUAUAUGCUAAAGAGUAGAGGGGAUAAGGGGCAUAUCGUAGGCGAGUUUGGAAUAGGCGAGGGCAAGAAGAAGUAUAAACAUAAGAGAAUUGAUGCGCAUUCUGUACCCUUCUUGUCGUAA
This is a messenger RNA of Laetiporus sulphureus 93-53, 1392 nucleotides long. RefSeq names its product gamma-glutamyl phosphate reductase. Lineage: Eukaryota; Fungi; Basidiomycota; Agaricomycetes; Polyporales; Laetiporaceae. The transcript has 4 exons. The record is from RefSeq and is a predicted model, not a curated record. Gene Ontology annotation, molecular function: glutamate-5-semialdehyde dehydrogenase (NADP+) activity; NADP binding. The coding region runs from base 1 to 1392 and encodes 463 amino acids.